AUGGUGGGCGACUACCCAAUAGCUGGAUGGCUUAGAAUCGCCUGCAGUUAUUUGAAGAGAAGAGCAGGAGGAAUCGAUUGGGAAGACAUAGUGGAUAGUGAAUCAACCAGUAUGGUACAGGAAGUUGUGGAAGAAGUUCGACACCACGAUCCAGUUCGAGGGAGAUGGCAUGUUCCCAAAAUGGAAAAGGGUGUUGUAUGGUGCGACGCAAGCAGUAUGGCCACUGGUGUAUGUAUUGAGAUCGAUGGUGCGAUAGUCGAAGAUGCGGCGUGGCUAAGAAAGAAACGUGACUACAUCCAUAUCAACGUUGCUGAGUUGGAUGGUACGAUAAAGGGUGUAAAGCUCGCAUUGAAAUGGGGUCUAAAAGAGAUUGAAAUUCGAACUGAUUCGGUUACUGUCCGCAGUUGGAUCAGUCUUAGGAUAACAGGCGAAAAAAGGAUCCGUACAAAAGGAGCGGCAGAGCUAAUUAUCAUGCGACGUUUGGGGAUUCUGAGGGAAAUUAUUGAUGAAUUUAAUUUAAAAUUGAGUGUAACGUUCGUGCCCUCUGACAGAAAUAAGGCCGAUGCUCUAACCAGAGUGAAAAAGAGUUGGCUGAAAGUAGAGAAAGCUAUUACAGCGACGUGCCGUGCAGGCCGAGAUGAGAUCAAGGAGUUGCACGGACUGCAUCAUGUAGAAGUGGAUAGAACACUAUAUCUAGUACGGAAAGUCUACCCGGAGAUGUCAAGAGAUACUGUACAGAAGGUGGUUAGAAGCUGCGACCGUUGCCAAUCAAUCGAUCCGUCGCCAAAUGUUCACGAAUUAGGAGAAAUCCAAGUAGACACCAAUUGGACCCGAUUAUCUAUCGAUGUGACGCAUUAUAGAGGUGAAAUGUAA
Acanthosepion pharaonis is the source of this 873-nucleotide messenger RNA. The record is from the annotation of a GenBank genome assembly. NCBI's taxonomy places the organism in Eukaryota, Metazoa, Mollusca, Cephalopoda, Sepiida, Sepiidae.